AUGGAUAAUGAUUAUUUAGUAUUACAGAAUGGAUGUAAACGUGACUCAUGGAUUUUACAAAUAUUAACGAAAGAACAUAUAGACUCACUUGAACAAUUUUUUCAACAUAACCGCAUUCCUAGAGGAAAUGAAAUGAGAAGUAUUGCUGCACAUCUUAAUAUAUCGUAUAGUUAUGUUCGAACAUGGUUCAGAUAUCGUCUCUAUGGAGACCUUGCUCUUCGUCAUCGUCGACGUUACAUGCCUCGUAUUGCAGCUUAA
This is a messenger RNA of Rotaria sordida, 258 nucleotides long. The record is from the annotation of a GenBank genome assembly. NCBI's taxonomy places the organism in Eukaryota, Metazoa, Rotifera, Eurotatoria, Philodinida, Philodinidae.